This is a messenger RNA of Eutrema salsugineum, 1369 nucleotides long. Its product is annotated as flavone 3'-O-methyltransferase 1. Gene Ontology annotation, biological process: methylation. The transcript is spliced from 4 exons. Lineage: Eukaryota; Viridiplantae; Streptophyta; Magnoliopsida; Brassicales; Brassicaceae. The coding region runs from base 12 to 1187 and encodes 391 amino acids. Gene Ontology annotation, molecular function: protein dimerization activity; S-adenosylmethionine-dependent methyltransferase activity; O-methyltransferase activity. The record is from RefSeq and is a predicted model, not a curated record.
UUUUCCAAUAAAUGAACCUCUCAUCUUCCUCCCUUCUCACCCAUCACACAGAUCUAGAAACCAAAAAGUUCAAUAAGAAAAUACUCAAAGAGGGAAUGGGAACGAUGGCUGAGACGCAGAUAACUCCGGUGCAAGUUACCGAUGACGACGAAACUGCCCUCUUCGCCAUGCAGCUAGCCCAUGCCCCUGUUAUUCCGAUGGCUUUAAAACCGGUUAUAGAGCUCGGAAUUCUCGAGAUCAUGGCCAAGAACUCUUCUCCCAUGUCUCCCUCUGAGGUCGCUUCCCAUCUCCCGACCAAAAACCCUGAAGCUCCGGUCAUGCUCGACCGUAUCCUCCGGCUUCUUGCGGCUUACUCCAUCCUCACCUGCUCCCUCCGUACACUCCCUGACGGCGACGGCGUUGAACGGCUUUACGGGCUCGGUCCCGUUUGCAAGUAUUUGACCAAGAACGAAGACGGCGUCUCCAUCGCUGCUCUUUGUCUUGUGAACCAAGACAAGGUCGGCAUGGAAAGCUGGUACUAUAUGACAGAUGCAAUUCUUGAAGGUGGGAUCCCAUUCAACAAGGCUUAUGGAAUGGGCUGUUUCGAGUACCAAGAGACUGAUACUAGAUUCAACAAGAUCUUCAACAACGGAAUGGCUAACCUAACAACCAUCACAAUGAAGAAGAUUCUUGAGACCUAUAAGGGUUUCGAGGGCUUGACUUCUUUGGUUGAUGUUGGUGGUGGAUUUGGUGCCACUCUCAAAAUGAUUGUGUCUAAGUACCCAAACAUUAAAGGCAUCAACUUUGAUCAGCCACAUGUUAUCGAAGAUGCUCCUCCUUAUCCCGGUAUUGAGCAUGUUGGUGGAGAUAUGUUUGUAAAUGUCCCCAAGGGAGAUGCCAUUUUCAUGAAGGGGGUAUGCCAUAAUUGGAGCGAUGAACACUGCGUGAAAUUGUUGAAGAACUGCCACAAGGCGCUUCCAGAUAAGGGAAAAGUGAUAUUAGCAGAAUGUAUAGCUCCAGAUAUCCCAGACUCAAGUCUCCUGACUAAACAUGUCGUCCAUAUAGACUGUAUUAUGAUGGCUCACAACCUCGGAGGCAAAGAACGGACCAAGAAAGAGUUAGAGGCACUAGCGAGAGAGUCUGGCUUCCAAGAGAUCCAAGUUUUCUGCAAAGCCUUUGGUGUUUACAUCGUGGAGUUUCUCAAGUAGAUCUGAAGUUAAAUUCCCUCUUAUUCUCUUAAUGCUAAAUAAGUAUGCUCUUGUCUACUUCUACUUCGUCACCUUUGUCGUACUCGUUGCUUGGUCCAGUCCAGUGUUGACUAUGAUAUGUUUGUUGCUUAUUAAGAAUUUAAUAAAACCAAGAGAACAAAAAAAACUCAUUUCUCUGUUUA